Molecule: messenger RNA, 12613 nt
Organism: Pan troglodytes (chimpanzee)
Lineage: Eukaryota; Metazoa; Chordata; Mammalia; Primates; Hominidae
Gene: NOX4
Product: NADPH oxidase 4
Exons: 18
Coding region: 1611-3197 (528 amino acids)
Biological process (GO): defense response; superoxide anion generation
Cellular component (GO): plasma membrane; NADPH oxidase complex
Molecular function (GO): superoxide-generating NAD(P)H oxidase activity
Source: RefSeq, a predicted model, not a curated record
UCUCAGCUCACUGCAACCUCUGAUUGCCUGGUUCAAGCAAUUCUCCUGCCUCAGCCUUCUGAGUAGCUGGGACUUACAGGCAUGCACCAGCACACCUGGCUAAUUUUUGUAUUUUUAGUAGACACAAGGUUUCACCAUGUUGGUCAAGCUGGUCUAGAACUCCUGACCUCAAGUGAUCCGCCUGCCUCAGCCUCCCACAGUGCUGAGAUUACAGGCAUGAGCCACCAUGCUCGGCUGAGAUUGCAUUUUCUAAGCAACAAGCAAAAAGUGUAAAACCCUGCAAAAACUUAGGGAACCUGAAAAAAUAGAUUUUGCAUUUUGGUGGGUGGGGGCUGCAGAAAAAAACACAUUUUGCUUUUUUUUUUUUUCAUGGUUUAAUGACUACUUAAAAUUAAGACGAGCUCAGACAAAUUCAGUGGAACCAGCUCUCCCUUCUAUGUUUUACAUGGACAGAUCUUAUUUAUCUGUAAUUCUCAGUACGCAGACUAGUGAUUGGCACGUAUUAAGCCUGCAACAAGUUGCAGUUGAAUUAAUUAAAUAAUUUUUUAUACAACAAAGUAAUAUCAUAAUCUGUUGAUCACACACUUUAUAAAGUUUAACUUCUAGGUUUUAAGCCAAUGGGUUGAAAAAAAUAGUCUGUAAAGCUAAACCCAUUUCAUUUAUUUCUUUCAUCCAUCCAAUCCAGGAACUGUCUUGAAACCUAUACAUUUCAGAUGGGCACCCAGAGAGUAAGACCUCACCUUGCCCCUCAAGUUGCUUACAAUAUAAUGGAAAAACCAACAAAUAAAUAUUUAUAAUUCAAUAAACAAGAAAAGGUUUCUUCUAAUAAACACAUGAGGUCUGAUAACUUUUUGGUUUUGUUUUCUAGUAUUUCCCCAUUAGGUGUAAGUUAAUGAAUAGGACGUUUUUCAGUGGAAGAUUUAUCUCAUCUAUUACAUAACUUGAUGAACAACUUGGAGAAAACUCUUUAGAUAUAGAAUGGUAAAAUUUGCUCUGAAUCACGAGGUAUUUGUAUUAAUAUAAAAAUCUAAGAAUUGGAAAUUUAUUGCAAUAACCUAGAAAGCCAUAACUGAACUUUGGAUUUUAGCUUUGUGACAUAGUAGAAGCUAAAAUAACAUCUUAUUUCUUAAAAAAAUAAUUAUUUGGAAACCAACUCAUUAAUUUUCAUGAACUUGGAUACUGUAUAACUGAAUUUCAAAUUUAAUUUGGUGGUAAGUCAGAUAUGAUUAAGAUCACAUAUGCACAGAAACAUAAACCACCAAAUUUGGAAAACAUUUAAACUAUGUUUCACCUCUCUACUUCCAUCCCACUUCACUGCUUCUGCUUGAAUAACAGACAGGCUAAUGAGCUUCAAGGACUGCUGACACAUAGGGCUCAAUAAAUGUUGAUCAAGGGAAUGAAGAAAAAAAUGAUAAAAGGACCAAAUGGAAGACUAGGAGCAAAAAGGAUAAGAAACAGAUUCAAGAAAGGAGAGGUUGUUAUAAAUUAGUUUUCAAGAACACACAAGUAUAAUUAUAGUGAGUUGAUAUUUGAGCUAUCUGCUAGGAUUGUGUCUAAGCAGAGCCUCAGCAUCUGUUCUUAACCUCAACUGCAGCCUUAUCCUUUUACCUAUGUGCCGAACACUCUUGGCUUACCUCCGAGGAUCACAGAAGGUUCCAAGCAGGAGAACCAGGAGAUUGUUGGAUAAAAGCAGAACAUUCCAUAUUACCUGUGGUGUUACUAUCUGUAUUUUCUCAGGCGUGCAUGUGGCUGCCCAUCUGGUGAAUGCCCUCAACUUCUCAGUGAAUUACAAUGAAGAUUUUGUUGAACUGAAUGCAGCAAGAUACCGAGAUGAGGAUCCUAGAAAACUUCUCUUCACAACUGCCAUCUCUGAAUGUUCUCAGGCACAGCAUCUAGGAAACAUUGCCUCAGCCUCCCAAGCAGCUGGAAUUACAGUUCCUGGCCUGACAGGGGUCUGCAUGGUGGUGGUGCUAUUCCUCAUGAUCACAGCCUCUACAUAUGCAAUAAGAGUUUCUAACUAUGAUAUCUUCUGGUAUACUCAUAACCUCUUCUUUGUCUUCUACAUGCUGCUGACGUUGCAUGUUUCAGGAGGGCUGCUGAAGUAUCAAACUAAUUUAGAUACCCACCCUCCCGGCUGCAUCAGUCUUAACCGAACCAGCUCUCAGAAUAUUUCCUUACCAGAGUAUUUCUCAGAACAUUUUCAUGAACCUUUCCCUGAAGGAUUUUCAAAACCGGCAGAGUUUACCCAGCACAAAUUUGUGAAGAUUUGUAUGGAAGAGCCCAGAUUCCAAGCUAAUUUUCCACAGACUUGGCUUUGGAUUUCUGGACCUUUGUGCCUGUACUGUGCCGAAAGACUUUACAGGUAUAUCCGGAGCAAUAAGCCAGUCACCAUCAUUUCGGUCAUAAGUCAUCCCUCAGAUGUCAUGGAAAUCCGAAUGGUCAAAGAAAAUUUUAAAGCAAGACCUGGUCAGUAUAUUACUCUACAUUGUCCCAGUGUAUCUGCAUUAGAAAAUCAUCCAUUUACCCUCACAAUGUGUCCAACUGAAACCAAAGCAACAUUUGGGGUUCAUCUUAAAAUAGUAGGAGACUGGACAGAACGAUUUCGAGAUUUACUACUGCCUCCAUCUAGUCAAGACUCCGAAAUUCUGCCCUUCAUUCAAUCUAGAAAUUAUCCCAAGCUGUAUAUUGAUGGUCCUUUUGGAAGUCCAUUUGAGGAAUCACUGAACUAUGAGGUCAGCCUCUGCGUGGCUGGAGGCAUUGGAGUAACUCCAUUUGCAUCAAUACUCAACACCCUGUUGGAUGACUGGAAACCAUACAAGCUUAGAAGACUAUACUUUAUUUGGGUAUGCAGAGAUAUCCAGUCCUUCCGUUGGUUUGCAGAUUUACUCUGUAUGUUGCAUAACAAGUUUUGGCAAGAGAACAGACCUGACUAUGUCAACAUCCAGCUGUACCUCAGUCAAACAGAUGGGAUACAGAAGAUAAUUGGAGAAAAAUAUCAUGCACUGAAUUCAAGACUGUUUAUUGGACGUCCUCGGUGGAAACUUUUGUUUGAUGAAAUAGCAAAAUAUAACAGAGGGAAAACAGUUGGUGUUUUCUGUUGUGGACCCAAUUCACUAUCCAAGACUCUUCAUAAACUGAGUAACCAGAACAACUCAUAUGGGACAAGAUUUGAAUACAAUAAAGAGUCUUUCAGCUGAAAACUUUUGCCAUGAAGCAGGACUCUAAAGAAGGAAUGAGUGCAAUUUCUAAGACUUUGAAACUCAGCGGAAUCAAUCAGCUGUGUUAUGCCAAAGAAUAGUAAGGUUUUCUUAUUUAUGAUUAUUUAAAAUGGAAGUGUGAGAAUGUGGCAAGAUGACCGGUCACAUUACAUGUUUAAUCUGGAAACCAAAGAGACCUUGAAGAAUAUUUGAUGUGAUGAUUCACUUUUCAGUUCUCAAAUUAAAAGAAAACUGUUAGAUGCACACUGUUGAUUUUUAUGGUGGAUUCAAGAACUCCCUAGUGAGGAGCUGAACUUGCUCAAUCUAAGGCUGAUUGUCGUGUUCCUCUUUAAAUUGUUUUUGGUUGAACAAAUGCAAGAUUGAACAAAAUUAAAAAUUCACUGAAGCUCAAAUUCCAUUUUCUAUGUUGUGUAUAAACAGAGUAGCUUUAAUUUGCAAGCACUCCAGGCAAAUAUAUUAGAUGUUUGAAAACACAGCACAAGACUCUGUAUUGAUACGGGUACUUUGUGUCAAGAUCUAAUCGUCUCCACUACUUAUGCUAAUACCUCUAUUUGAUAUCUGAAGACUAUAUGCUAACUGAACCUUCCUCAAAUGUUGUUAUAGUAUCUAUUUUUAUAUAUUUUUUUCUUUUUAUUCCUCUCUCUAGGGAAAUAUGCCUUCCCUUAGCAUGCAUUAGACAUAAUGAUUUAAUAGGUCCCUUUCAUCUUCAUUUAAAUCUAUCACUAUUGCAUGGUAAUGAAAAUAUUCCUACUAUAAAUUAUAAAGGGAUAUAUAUAUAUAUAUAUACAUAUACUAAUAACUUUUUCCUUUUUUCAGCAUUUUUGUCUCUAUUAUUAUUAUUGUUUUUUUUCCCAGGUAGGGUUUGUCUUAGGCUGUAGCCUCUAAGGAUAGUUAGUUAAUUUGCACUUUGAGACCAAAGGACAUCAUGUGUGUCAGUAGGGACUGAAUAUAAGAUUUAUCUCCUUUGCCACACAUUGGUUUAGGAUGGAGAUAUUGAAAGUCUAGUCAUAUUCCUGAACAGUGAAACCUGUAUUUUACCUUUUAAGUAAGAGGAAAUAUGAUAUUCUUAUUCAAACUUAAGUUUAGAAUCCAGAAUAUUACUGUCGCACUUUUUGGUAUCCUGAGUUUCCAUAGGGAACUAUUGGGUUUAAAGUCACCGUUGGAACUACACUGUGUGAUCUUAUAAAUUUAUGUUCCCUGGCUAUCAUAUUCUUGGCUCAGAACAGUAUUUCCCAUUACUAUCUUAAGAAUUAAGGCAUUCAUGGCUCACGCCUGUAAUCCCAGCACUUUGGGAGGCCAAGGCAGGUGGAUCACGAGGUCAGAGUUCAAGACCAGCCUGACCAAGUUGGUGAAACCCCAUCGCUACUAAAAAUACAAAAAUUAGGCGGGUGUGGUGGCGGGUGCCUAUAAUCCCAGCUACUCGGGAGACUGAGGCAAAGAAUCGCUUGAACCCGGUGGGCGGAGGUUGCAGUGAGCCAAGAUUGCACCACUGCACUCCAGCCUGGGUGACAGAGCAAGAUUCCAUCUCAAAAAAUAAAUAAAUAAAUAAAAGAAUUAAAGCAUUCAUACAGUUUAGUGAUUUUGUUUAAUAGUCAGCUAUCAAUUGCUAUCAAAUAUAACACUGCUGAAAUCAGCAGUGUGACUUACCUUGCCAUUGUUAAAAUGUUACAUAAAACAUAACAUGAUAGAUGCUAAGGCCUUUUCUUGCUAUAAUUCACCAAUAGCAAUCAAGCAUGCUAACCCAUACUGAAUGAUAUUUACUUGUAGAUAUUUCUUCCUUUCCUUGAAAUUCUCCUUUCUGUGGAAAGAAGAUGAACCCAAAAAAGUGAUAGGAAAUGUGGAAUGCUCAUGCAGAUUUAGCUCUGAAGGCAUAUUUAAUAACUAGUAUGUCUUGACAACAGUCUUUAGAUUAAAAAGAAUUUUCAUGGAAACAUUUAACAGAAAGAACUAGUAAAAAGACACUUUGAGUUAGUCCAGGCUUAAUAUGCAAUACUGACUCUAUACUGAUCAUAAUUUAUUUAUGUGAUUAUAUUAAUAGACCUAAUUUCAUUAAAACAGGUAGAAGAUUUUUCAAAAGAAAGAUGAUGUUUCAAAGCUGGUCUGCCAUUCUAGAUGAGCCUCCUUGCUUAUUUAAGUUCCAGUAGGUGUUCAAAUGUUAAAUGUUAAACAUAGGUCAUCUUUGCUUCUGCAGGGCUUCAUCUUGCAUGUUUAAGAGAACUUUGUUUUAUUUUGAGGGAUUAUUUCUCUGGGGAUCAUUCUUAUAAUACAAGCCUUAAAUCACUAAUUUUAGUAGCAAUAAAUGUUAACAUUGAAAUGGUGUCCUUGAAAUUUCUAUAAGCUCACUAUAACUUUAGAACAAAUAAAGCAGCAACAUUUGUUCACAAGGUGAUGCAAGUUUAGGAAACACACUCUGCUUGUCAGGAAUUAGCAUUUGCACCGGCCGUGGUGGCUCACACCUGUAAUCCCAGCACUUUGGGAGGCCGAGGCGGGUAGAUCACUUGAGGUCAGGAGUUGAAGACCAACCUGGCCAACAUGGUGAAACCCCAUCUCUACUAAAAAUACAAAAAUUAGCGAGACAUGGUGGUGGGUGCCUAUAGUCCCAGCUACUCGGGAGGCUGAGGCACGAGAAUCACUUGAACCGGGGAGGCAAGGCCGAGGUUGCAGUGAGCCGAGAUUGUGCCACUGCACUCCAACCCUGCCCUGGCAACAGAGUGAGACUCUGUCUCAAAAAAAAAAAAAAAAAAAAAAAAGGAAUUAGCACUAGCAUGAGAAGCCUUAGGAAUCUGAGUUCUGGAACUAUCAAUGUUGUCGCAGGCUAAUGGUGUAACUAAGUCAAAUUACUUCUCAUACAUAGACUAAAAUGUAUCAUUUUAUUAAUUUUUGGAUAGCGUAUCCUUUUGAGAAUCUGAUUAAAAUGCUUAGCAUGACAUACAGCACAUCCCUACAAUUUUGGGGAACCUACAAACACACUCCAGAAAGAAGCACACCUGUUUAAGAACCUCUAAACAAAAUGGCUAUUGCUAUAGGUCUUUCUACUCAUACACCUCUUUUCUUUUUCUUGUCUUUUUUUUUUUUUUUUUUUUUUUCUGAGACAGGGUCUUCCAGCCACACUGGCAUGCAGUGACGUGAUCUCAGUUCACUGCAACCUCCACCUCCUGAACUGAGGUGAUCCUCCCAUCUCAGCCUACCAAGUAACUGGGACUACAGGCACACGCCACCACACCUAGCCAAUUUUUGUAUUUUUAGUAGAGACAGGGGUUUCACAAUGUUGACCAGGCUGGUCUCAAACUCCUGGGCUUAAGUGAUUCUCCCACCUUGGCCUCUCAAAGUGCUGGGAUUACAGGUGUGAGCCACCACGCCUGCCCCAAACUACCAAUUUCUAUAGGAUUAUACCAAGACAUUUAUUUUGUGGACAAGGGCAUUCUCUUUAUAUGUUCCCAAACAGAGAAUUCAAUAGGACUUUCCAUCAGUUUUUAAUCUUGCUGUAUCACCUGAUUUAUCCAAGGGAAGGCUAUAAUUUUUAAAUAUAAAUAAUUCUAAAAAACUAUGAUUCAUACACAUACACUCAUACAUAUAUACUACAUAAAUCCAUACAUAUACAUACCUACAAUUGGGACUUCAUUUGCUUUUUUAAAAAUUUCAAGUUAAAAGUGAAAUGCUUGAUAGUUCUUCAUUCAGUGAUGUUAAAAUGCCAGUUGGGUGACUGUCGUAGUAUAGGCAUUUAAAACAACAGCAUAAAAGCAAUGUAGACAAGGAACAGGCUGAAUCAAUUUAAUCUACACAGCCAUGUGAUUGAUAAACCCACAAAUCAGUGUUUACUUGGAGCAUUCACAGCGAGUGAUGGAUUUAAAUUAUGAGCCAUUGUUAAAGAGAUUCACUGGAGGCAAAUGGACUGUUGUCAUUAACAGAUAAUGCUAGUGAUGAAGAAUACUCAUUAUAUAAAAGAGAAGAAAUUUUAAGAAAAAAUGUUUUGAUUCUUAAGGAUGGUUAUACUAGCCAAAAAGUGAGUUUUCUAAACAAACCAAGGGGAACAUUUUUAAGUUGUUAUUCACUUUAAGAAGUUUCCUUUUCUUGUGCUAGCUAGGACUUUUUCCAUAUACAGUUAUAUUGUUGAAUAUAAAAUACUGAAGGUAAGAGUAGUCUUAUUUUAUGAUUGGGAAAACUGAGGCCCAAAAUUGCUACAAGUCAUCUAUUGAGUUUGUAGCAGAGCUGAGACUGGAAUUCAGUUAUUUUUAUUUAUUUAUUUAUUUAUUUAUUUAUUUUUAUCUAUUUUUUUUUUUUUUUGAGGCAGAGUCUCGCAGUGUCGCCCAGGCUGGAGGGCAGUGGCGCGAUGAUCUCGGCUCACUGCUAGCUCUGCCUCCCAGGUCCACGCCAUUCUCCUGCCUCAGCCUCCGGAGUAGCUGGGACUACAGGCUCCCACCAGCACGCCCGGCUAAUUUUUUGUACUUUUUUUUAGUAGAGACGGGGUUUCACCGUGUUAGCCAGGAUGGUCUCCAUCUCCUGACCUUAUGAUCCGCCCGUCUUGGCCUCCCAAAGUUCUCGGAUUACUGGCGUGAGCCACUGCGCCCGGCCUGGAGUUCAGUCUUUUUAAUCUCUUCUACCAAAAGGCUCUUCACCUCCCCAUGAAAUCUUCAUCUAAUAAAAAUAUCUUGCGCUGUGAGUUUGAAUCUCCCUGUUAAACCCUAUUUAGUGUCAUGUGGAAAACAUGAUACUGAGUGUUAAUUCCAGAUUCAGAUUCAGAAAAUUAUACUCUUCUUACGAAUCUAUCUUCUUAUUCUAAAUUUGUUAGUCUUGUAUGUUUUGCCUAUUAAAACCAUUUUCAUAUACCUGUUUUUAAGUAUGAUAAUUGUGGUAAAGGGAUUGUGAUGUCCAGAGUUUUGCAUUGGAGAAAUCUGUAAUAGUGUAGUUUCUAGGAAAUGCUAAUAAUAUAAUUUUAAAUUCAAGUUCAUAGAUGAAAAUUAUCACUUCGCCAGCUUUCUAACCACCCAGGAAAAACUGGUGUCAAAACAAAUGUCUAUUGUUCACUACUCACAUGACCAUAACUCACUUUUUGUCCAGGAGAAAAGAGUCAGCAUUUUGUAAAUUAGUGAGACAGGAAAUAAAUGAAAUCAAAUGUAAUGAGAUUGGCAUUUACUUCAGCCACCUCAGGACAAUGAGAACUCACUGUUAUUUCUCUUCUAAAUAUCCUCUCUAUUGUGCUAACUUUAUUAUUCUAUUUUGUAAGACUCUUUAUUCUAUUCUAUACUAUUAUAUUCUUUAUUCUCAAAGGACAGAAUUGCAAAGACUAGCUGAACUAAGUUUUCUAAAGAGAAAAAGCAGAAAACAUCUAAUUAGGAAAGAGGGGUUUAUUAUAAGAGAAAAAAAGGCCAUGUGGAUCUUUUAUAAAAAUUAGCAGAAAGUUUAAUGUUGCUUUAGAACGGAGACCAACAACCUGAUGCAAAGUGUUAAAAUUCACAUUUUGCAACUAGGAAGGGCAAGAAAUGUCUCAUAGGAGGAAUAAAAAUUGUCAGAGAAAGCAAAAUCAUUUAACACAUCAGGACGUAAUAAUGUUUUUCCUUUUAUAACUCAAAAGAUGCUUAAAUACAUGGUAAACUGGCUAUUUCUCUGGUUUGGAAGAAUGUGAAAGAAUGUGAUGUUUGGCUAGAUUUUAGGGAACUUUUCACAUUUUCACUGACAUUAGAAUUUUAGCAAGAAACUUUAUCUCAGAUUAAAAUUACAUCUAGGUUCUUUAAGAAAUAAAGCAUUGACGAGCUGCUAUUUGACCUAGAGAAGACCCCGACACUUAGAUGAGAGCCAGCACUGCAAAAUACUCUAAUAUACAUAGCAAUGAAGAAGGCCAGGAUGCCAUGCAUUGCUUUAGUCACAUACACAAUGCAUUAAAAUUCUGUCAUUGCAAGGUCAUAUUUCACAACCGUUAUCCUUUCACCCAGGGAAUGAAAACCUUCUUAACAAUUGUAGACAUUGAGAUACACACAUUGUCUCUGUUGUAACAUAAAAGUAUAUAUAUUUACUUAUAACAGCAUAUUCACUUGAACCUAGUAUCAAUUUAGUAUGACUAUGUAAUUCCUUUUAGUGGUGAGAAAUAUCCACAGUGCAUAAAAUGGGAGCUUUGCUUACUGGCUUAAAAAUUUACUGCAGCCAACACAUUGGCUAAAGACAAAGCUGUUAAAUUUUCUAGGAUUUUAUCUGCAGCUGAACCUCAAAGGAAUGUAAAAUACCUUACCGCAUGUAUGUUGGAACAUGACCUGGGACUUACCCUACACUCUGUGAUUAGAUGUGCUGCACAGUUUAUUCUUUAGAUUCCCAGGGACUAACAGGUUUAGGAAAAUACAAUCUCUUCAGUCAGUGUGGCAUGUUUAAUGGCAGAACUGGGUGCCCACCAGGUGCAAUUAUACCUUUAUUUAAAUAUGACAAUUACCUGCUUACGAAAAGGCGUUAGCAGGAGAUUAUCUUUUUUUUCUCUCUCUUUUCAUUAAAAUUUAUUUUAAGGCCAGGCACUGUGGCUCACGCCUGUAGUCCCAGCACUUUGGGAGGCUGAGGCGGGCAGAUCAUCUGAGGUCAGGAGUUCGAGAUCAGCCUGGCCAACAUGGUGAAACCCCGUCUCUACCAAAAAUACAAAAAUUAGCUUGGCAUGGUGGCAGGCAGCCAUAAUCCCAGCUACUUGGGAGGCUGAGGCAAGAGAAUCACUUGAACCUGGGAGGCGGAGGUUGCGGUGAGCCAAGCUUGGCCAUUGCACUCCAGCCUGGGGGACAGGAGCGAGACUGGGUCUCAAAAAUAAAUAAAUAAAUAAAUAAAUAAAUAAAUAAAUAAAUAAAUAAUAAAAAAAUUAAAUUAGAGGUGGGAAAAGUAGAAAUCACUUUAAAAAUUAAGCAUACAAUUGGAUGACAUGCUGUUCUACCCUGAGAGCGUGCCAGUGUUACCAUUCUAUUCAGCCACAUUCAAUGGUUAUGGAGUAAAUAGGCUUCUGAGAGAGAAAUCAGAAAAUUUGGAGCCUUCACCCCUGAAAUAUAUUAGACCACUUACAUAAAAAUGGGAAUAAUAUCUACCAGGGAUGUAGUGUGGCAAAAAUGUGGAAGAGGGAGGAGAAGUGUGGUGAAGAGAGAGAUUUCCUAGGCAAAUCUCCCUUAGUAGACUUUUGAUGACAGAGUAAAAAUCAAACACUGUUGUAAGAAAGUAAAACUCAAGCUUUUAUGAGUUGCAGUCCAUUGUACCUGAAAGAUUGAUUAUUUAAUUUUAUUUUCUGGGCGAGUAGAGAAACACACACAGCAAACCAGCACGACUGUCUGUCUUCGUUCUGCUCCCCACAAAGUCUUUUGUUAAAUCUAGUAUAUGCUUUCUGAAUUCCUCUUAGCUAGUUUUGGUCGGGCCCAAUAUGGCUAGAGAUAGUUGUACUGACUUAUGAAAAUUAAGUUAGGAAUUGCAGAGGGUAGCAUAAGUUAUCCCACUUAUUUAAGAUUUAAUGGAGGAAAAUUUAGAUGUUUAUGAGAUGUUCUACUGAAUUAAAUUCAAGACCUAUGUCUUAUCACUGGAAAUCCUUCUAUUUACAAAAAUGCAAGACGUUUUAUCUGCUUUUUUUUUUUAGAUGGGAAUAAAGUAAAUGUAUAGCUUUCUUACUCUUACUGGAGAUAUUUUACAUUAUGGGUUUUCAUCAAAUCUCAUGUUAUUUUGUAGAUUUUUAUAUUUAAAUAAUGUGUGUGUGCAUGUGUGUAUUUUUAUGGUGGAUUAUAAAAAAAACUCGAGUGAAAAUGAAAUUCUAGAAUAAUGCUUAGUAACACCCUCCAGCUUUCAUAGCAUUCAACAAUUUCGGGUUUGCAAUUAGAGAAAGUGUAGUCCUCCCAUCCAAGUGUGAGAUGCUCAGCAAUCCAGGUUUGGCAUUUGAUCCUUGUUAUCUAGUUAAAUGGAAGUGUGGCAUUAUACAAUGCUGAAGAGAAAGCACUAAAUCAAAUUCAAUAUUCAUAAAUAAUUGAAAAUAUGCAUAUAUUUAUAUAUAAUCUUAUUCCUAUAAAGUUAUAGUAUGUAUAAAGUCAUAGUAUGUAGGAAAACCUUUAUUGCUUUAGAACAUGACACAGUGCUUACAACUGAAACAAAUAAAAUUGGUUCAAACAUACUUAAAAUCUCUUUUCAUUGGGAAUUACGCACUUUUGGCAAUAAUAAUCAAGAAUUUUCUCUAGGAUUUUGAGAACAGCAUAGUGUUGUUUUCAUCCUAAAGAAGGAUCAGUCUUACAUGUGAAGAUAAUAAAAAAGUAGUAUUUAAGAACUGCUCCUUUGAAACACUUUGAAGGUGUUCUAAUUUCUAAGCCACUCAACGCUUCUCUAAUUUUCCUUACAGCAGGAUAUGUAAUUGGAAAUGAUAGGAUUCUGAUAUUUAAAUUUAACAUGCUGGGUUUGGGAUUUUGGUUUUAUUUUUGGUUUGUUUUUUGUUAUUAUUUUUAAAUCUCAUAAUUGUGCCCAGUAAGAUAGGAACAUUAAAUAUUUAUAUAAUUUUAAAAUAUUAAAUAUAUAUAUAUUUGCACAGAAAAUUAAUAAAACAUACUAUGUUCAUUAUGAAGUUUAAAUGUUGAGUGUUUAUGUUUGACCACUGAGGAGUCAAUUUUACCCAAACAUUGAGUAUACCGUACAUAUUUACACACAUGUAAAAAGUCCUGCUUACAGAUUUUUGUUUAUUUUAUCCAGCACAUCAUAAUCUCCCUUUUUUGAAAUCUUCAAAUUACGUAAAAUAAAGAAUAAUAGUAGAGUUACUGUCAAGUAACAUUUACCUGACAUUUACCAAGGUGGGAUAUGAACCAUUUGCCAUAAGCCCUGUCCUAGAGACCAGUGUUCUGAUACCAUCUGAAAACUAGUUUUCCUGUUAGUAAAAUGCAUAUCAGACUUUUUUCUAAAAAUGCUCUCUGAGAAUCAUUAUAGCUUGUGUUUCUAUGUUGACUUUGACUCUCAGUAGAAUUGAUAAUUUUAUAGUGGAUAGGAUGAGUAAAAAUGCUUCAGUAUAUAGGACUGUGGGCACCUUUAGGUCCUAAGAUAUGCCUAGGCUAUACCAAGUUGAAAUGCAUUCCUGCAUCAGCAGCAUGAACAUAUAUUUGCUGGUUGGGCAUGGUGGCUCACACCUGUAAUCUCAGCACUUUGGGAGGCCGAAGUGGGUGGAUCACCUAAGGUCAGGCAUUCAAGACCAGCCGGGCCAACAUGGUGAAACCCCAUCUCUACUAAAAAUACAAAAUUAGCCGGGCGUGGUGGUUCACGCUUGUAAUGCUAGCUACUCAGGAGGCUGAGACAGGAGAAUCACUUGAACCAGGCAGGUAGAGGUUACAGUGAGCUGAGAUUGUGCCAUUGCACUCCAGCCUGGGCGACAAGAGUGAAACUCCAUAUGAAAAAAAAAAAAAAAAGAAAAAGAAAAAAGAAAA